This is a messenger RNA of Pseudopipra pipra, 9216 nucleotides long. RefSeq names its product pleckstrin homology, MyTH4 and FERM domain containing H1 (gene PLEKHH1). NCBI's taxonomy places the organism in Eukaryota, Metazoa, Chordata, Aves, Passeriformes, Pipridae. The transcript is spliced from 29 exons. The coding region runs from base 2383 to 6726 and encodes 1447 amino acids. Gene Ontology annotation, cellular component: cytoskeleton. The record is from RefSeq and is a predicted model, not a curated record.
CUGCAUGAGCUUGUCAUUGCUGAUUAGAAGGGAAGCAAGGCAGGGGGUUGCAAGUCUGUGUUCUGUCUGUCAGCACACUGCAAGCCCAGGGGAAAGAGAGUAAAGGAAUUAGGCACAAAGGCUAUUUUCAACAUCUUGAAGCCUGUAACAUCAGUGGAAUUCAGAGAACUAGUAUGAAGCCUAAGUUGCCUGUGGAGAGAGAUAAGUACCUCAAACACAUGUUUCAAGGUCCUGUCUUGUUUUUGUGCAAGUUUUUUCCCACAUAGGAUUGAGCCUUCUGUGGAGCUCUGACGCAUGGACUUUUGGUCUGGCUGGUGUCCUUGCCCCUUUGGUAAGUUUUCAGCAGUGCUGUGUCUGGAACGCAAUGCUCUCUCCCACCUGCAGAACUGUGACAAUUUUGCUUACUAAGAGAAAGAGUUUCUUCUGCUCUCAUCUUCUGACAUCUCGUUCUCAUUUAUCUCUUUGUCCUUCUAUUUCGGUAUCUUGGAUAUGGUCCUCUUAACAAAGCAGCCUGUGCUUGAGUUGUGAUAAUGAUAGUCUAACAGUACUAGUUCUCUUGGAUCUGCCAGUGAAUUUGUUUUGUUAAUAAGAUAUUUGCUGUUUAUAGUAAAUUUUAUUUUUUGCUGAAUGAUUUGUCUGCAAAUUGGAAAGACCAGAUAUACAGUGCUUGAGCAGCCAUAUUAAAGAUAACUGCCGAGGGAAAUCACUUGGGAACAAUGAGAUACUACUUGCUCUUCUUACAACCUUCUCCAUCUGAACUCCAAACUACUUUUCUAUUUGCAUUGUUUAAUGGAAGCCACAAUUUUAUUUUUUUUAAUAAUAAUUUUUAAAAAUACUUUAACAGAAGCAACAGAAGACAUAAGGAGGCACGGCUUUGAAGAAUAAUUGCAUUAAAUACACGGCAGCAGGUUGUGUGAGUGCCGAUGUGGUUCUGGGCCUCCAGGGGUUAAAGCAAGGUGUGUGUGCAGGCAAUUCUUGGGGAGGUACUUUGUAUAAAGUUCAGUGGCUGAGGAAUGUCCUGGCAGUCAAGCUUCAUUGCCUGGGAAAAACACAAGGCCAGAUUGACAUUUCAGUAAGUGAUACGAUCUGGUUGGCUUUGCUGGUGCAAAUGAGAGAACUUGACCAGUGCCUUUAAAGGAAGAAUAAAAAUACCUCAUAAAAUUCAGAUUAAGAAGUAUUGUGUUUGCAUGCUGUGGCUGAAAGGAGCAGGAAUAGGAUGGGGAACAUGAAGGGAAUAGCUGCUUUUCCCACUUUGUCUUUGGUCAGCCUCAGUUCAGGAGGGGAUUCUGUAAAGGGUGAAGUUAGCUUUUGCCCUCUGAAAUACCUAAAGGGAGAUACAAUUUGUGCUGCUUCUGGUUAUUUAUUACAAUUCUUUGAUAACUGGGAAUAAUGAUUAAUACAGGCUCACACUCAACAUACAGAUUGUAGGCAACUGGAGUCCCUUACACUGGGAAUUGGCAGAGAAAUCUCUUUGGGUGAUACUGUCCCAACAGCCAGCUCCAUCUCUGGCUAUAUUCCUGCCUGUCCUUGCUCAGCUGGCCAAAUGAGAGAGCUCCUCACCAGAUGCCUAUUUCUUUUCAGUUCUUUGCCUGUCUCCAUUUGGCUCUCCAGCCACCUCUUUUUAGUGUUAUCCUGCUCUAUGCCUGAACCAGCUCCAUAAUGUAUGCUUUGUCUUUUAGCUAGAAAGGAACAGGCAACUUCAUUCAACCAAAUUCCCAUGAAACUGGAAAUUGAUAAGAAAUCUAAACCAAAACCAUCUUUAGGAAACUGCAGCGUCCUCAGAGUCUUUGGAAAUCUGACUAUUUAUUUGGAUAAUGAGGUAUAGAUUUCAGAGUCUGCCUUUAUUCACUCCAGUGUCCAAAUCUUGACCUUAUGUUUUUAGUUAUAUUUUUAUAUUUUAACCAUUUAUUCACAUCAAUCUUUUCAUUUGUGCUUACAGUAAGUGAUUUGAUACCCACUGUUUCUCUGCUGAGACAUCAGUGAAAGCACACUAUCAACACGAGGAAAGAAUUUACAAUGCAAGUUUAAUAAACAGAACAAUUAAGAUCUUGUUUAACCAGGACUAGUGAAUAGUGUUGCUUACUGUACUAGGAGAUACUUUUGUUCAGUUCUCCUGCCUCUUCCUCCACAGAUUGUUGAAGCCUGUUUAUUUCAGCCUGCCUUGUUUUGCGAGAGCUCAUUUGCUUGAGCUCUCAACAGGAACCGAGGUAGAGUUUCAGAGCAUUCGUGGAUCUCUCAUAAUCGUUCAAGACAUCAUCAUUCUGGUGCAGCCCUUCCCCAACAGGCAGCGAGAUUACCAGGUCUUUGUAUAACACACGUAAUAUAAAUUCUGGUUUUUUGGAGCACCUCAGAUGACAUCCUAAAUGGGUGAUUAACUUCACAAUGGCAGAACUCACACUGGAAAAUGGCAGCUGUAUGGACUGGCAAAAGCGAUGCCUUGCGUUGGAGUCCCAGCUCUUCAAAUUCCGCUUGCAGGCAAGCAAGAUCCGAGAGCUGUUAGCUGAGAAGAUGCAGGAAUUGGAACAGAGAGUGAUAGAAGCAGAGCAAAGAGCUGAAGAGGCAGAGAAACAGGUCAGAGUUAUGGAAGAGAAGAUAAAACUAGCCAAUGUGAAGAUUUGUGAAUCAGACAGCACCCUGUACAGGAAAUACCAAGACCUGAUGGGCACAGUGCAAGGAAAAGAGGAUCUGAUCAGCAGAUUGGAGACAGAGCUAGCAAAACAGAAACAGUUGAGGACUGAAGAAGCGAAAAUUGUUCAAGAGAAAGCUGCCAAGAUCAAAGAAUGGGUAACAUUUAAGCUCAGGGAGCUUGAGCUAGAGAAUUACCACCUGAAAACUUGUAAUCAGAGGCUGAUGGAGCAAAUUGAAGCCCUUCAGGAUACGUUGCAAGAUAUGACCAGCAUUCCUCCCUUUGAAUCUCUUUGGAACUGUAGUUCCCUGAAGCCUAGAGCAUCACAGGCCUCUUUUACUGAGAAGAUAGACCAGGAAUCUGUGCUCCUUGCAUCUGGUUUCAGAGAGGUGCGUCAGACAGGACCUACCAAGCAUGUCCUUUCUUCAGCAAAUACAGUCCUUGCCAAUGACACCUUUACUGAGAAUGGAGAGGAUAAAUCUCUGCUUUCCCAGAAUAAGCUGAAGCUUGUGUCUGACCCAUCAAGCUGGAAUCUCUCCACAGAGAAGGAUGUAUUUCCAGCCGUAAGUUCUGAACACAGUUUAGGGUGCUCUGAUCCUGUAUCAGUGGACCCUCCAGCUGAGACCACAAGAAUUCUUGAGGCUUUGACCUUCCAGUCAUCUUUGAAAGAAAACUGUAGUGCUGUGAGCACCUUGAAACAAGUGGGUGUUGAUGGCACCUGCUUCUCUGAUGAUCUGAGUGCCAGAUUCCACUCCCACCGGCUGGAGUCCUCUUCCUCAGGAGAAAUAAUGAGCAUGCUUGAGGGCCAUCUCCAGACUGCUGAACCACCCCUGGUUGUGUCAACAUCAACUGUUACAGCACAUUCCUCCUGUGCAGGGAGGGAAUGCAGCCUUGGGACUAGUAUGACCUUUCCAAAAAUACGAACACCCAAUACACCAAGAGACAGUAUUCAACUGGCCAAGAGACAUCACAGCCAACCACAGCCAGGGGCUAAUUCCUUCCAUCAUGUAAUGCACUUAGAGACUAGCACUUUCCAGCCCAUAACAGACCCUCCAGCCUGCCAUGGGCUCGUGGAGGAGACAGAUAUUGAUGAUGAUGGAGUAUUGGAGAAGAUGGAUACAGAAUGUGGACUGCUGAGGGAAGAAGCUAGAGCGUGUGAGGACUUACCUGCAGGGCAGAGAGAAGCUGUGAGUUCUGAGGCUGGCAUACUUGACCCAGGAGGUAAACCUCCAACACCACCGCUGCACAGAUUCCCAUCAUGGGAGAGCCGAAUCUAUGCUGUGGCCAAGUCUGGCAUGAGGUUGUCUGAAGUGGCCAUGGUGAAUGAUACUUCCAGAUGCUUUUCCAAUUUCUCGUGUUCAACUUCUGGGCCAUUUACCUGUCUUAUCUACAGAAACGUCACUGUGCCAGUCUACACUACACUGAAGGGGAAAGCCACACAGAUCAGCAACGUGCCUUUCUUAGAUGAAUCUUCAGGAUCUGAUGAUGACUGUGGCUCCCAUGCCAGCUUAAGGACUUCUACUGCUGGAUCCGAGAACAGGAAAGCUAGCAUGCCAGGCAGCCCUCGUGCAGUGAAAAGAGGUGUAUCUAUGUCCUCACUGAGCUCUGAGAGUGACUAUGCCAUCCCUCCUGAUGCCUAUUCCUUGGAUGAUGACUAUUCAGAGCCAGAACAUAAGCUACAGCGAACAUCUUCCUAUUCCACUGAUGGUGGCAUCUGCACUGAACCCAUGGAGAAAUCAGGUUACUUGCUCAAAAUGGGCAGCCAGGUAAAGAUGUGGAAGAGACGAUGGUUUGUUCUUAGAAACAGACAAAUCAUGUACUACAAGUCUCCGAGCGAUGUUAUCCGCAAACCACAAGGGCAGAUGGAGCUGAAUUCCUCAUGCCAAAUUGUCAGAGGUGAAGGGUCCCAAACAUUCCAGCUUGUUACAGAAAAGAGGACUUACUUCCUGACAGCAGACUCACCCAACAUCCUAGAGGAAUGGAUUCAUGUCCUACAGAGUAUCCUGAGAGUGCAAGUGACCAGUCCUGUUGGUGUUCCUCACAGUGAUGAUAAACCUACUGUGAAAGGUUGGCUAACCAAGGUCAAGCAUGGUCACUCUAAGCUGGUCUGGUGUGCACUGAUUGGAAAAACUUUCUACUACUAUCGAAAUCAUGAAGAUAAAUGUCCCCUAGGGCAUCUGCCUAUGCGUGAGUCCAAAGUGGAAGAAGUAGACCGUUCCUGUGACUCUGAUGAGGAUUAUGAAGCCACUGGUGGAGGAUUUCUCUCAUCCCACUGUACACUGGUGAUUCACCCACAGGACCAGAGUCCCACAUACUUACUCAUCCGCACCAAACAGGAGAAGAAUACCUGGCUGUACCAUCUGACCGUUGCAGCUGGUAGCAGAAAUGCCACAGUGGGCACAUCAUACGAGCAACUCAUUGGAAAACUACUGGAUGCAGAGGGAGACCCUAAUUCUCCUCUGUGGAAACAUCCCAUGUUGUGCUACAGUAAAGACGGGUUGCAUACAUCCCUCACCACUCUGCCAUCGGAGGCUCUGCAGACUGAAGCUCUGAAACUUUUUAAGUCCUGUCAGCUGUUCAUCAACGUUCCCGUGGAGGCAUCCUCUAUUGAUUACCACGUGUCGCUUGCCCAGACGGCACUGCAGGUCUGCUUGACCCAUACUGAGCUGCAGAAUGAAAUUUACUGUCAACUUGUUAAACAGACCAGCUGCCGACAACCCCAGAACCACUCAGUCAUUCAGUGCUGGCAGCUCCUUGCUUUAUGUGCUCCUCUGUUCCUGCCUCAACAUCACUUCCUCUGGUACAUCAAACAGCACUUGCAGCGACAUGCAGACCCCAGGAGUGAAAUAGGCAAGUAUGCCAUCUACUGCCAGAGAUCAGUAGACCGCACGGUGCAGGCUGGAGAGCGGGAAGCCAAGCCCUCCCGGAUGGAGAUUGUGUCCAUCCUGCUAAGAAAUCCCUACCACCACUCACUCCCCUUCAGCAUCCCAGUGCACUUCAUGAAUGGAACCUACCAGGUUAUAGGUUUUGAUGGUUCUUCAACAGUUGAUGAAUUCAUCCAGCGACUCAACCAGGAGACAGGAAUGAGGAAGCCAUCCCACAUGGGAUUUUCUCUCUUCACAGAUGAUCCUUCUGGCAGGAAUCUGGAACAUUGUUUGCAGGGCAACAUGAAGAUCUGUGAUGUCAUUUCUAAAUGGGAACAAGCCUUAAAAGAAUUGCACCCUGGGAAAUACGAAGGUGGCACAAGAAUUGUGAAGUUGACCUAUAAGAACAGACUAUAUUUUCGGAGCCAGGCCAAAGGUGAGACAGACCGUGAGCGGUUGCUACUGGCCUUCCAAGUCAGCAAUGAAAUAGCCAAUGGAAGGUUUCCUGUUAAUAAGGAAUUAGCUCUGGAAAUGGUGGCUCUGAUGGCUCAGGUGGAAUAUGGGGAUUUGGAUCGAUCAGGAUCUUCAAGUCCUGGGGGAACAUCACAAUUAAAAAUGCAGCAUCUUCUCCAUCAGGUCUUAGAUAAAUUCUACCCCAAACACUACAAGCAAAACAUUACUCCUGAACAGCUCAGGCAACUGACAGACAGGCUGGCAAUGAAGUGGAUGGUGCUGCAGGGAUGCUCUCCACCAGAAUGCAUUCGAAUUUAUUUGACGGUGGCCCGGAAAUGGCCUCUCUUUGGAACCAAAAUAUUUGCUGCUAAGCCUAUUUUGCCUUCCUCAUUGGAAGACUGUCCAGUCUGGAUAGCUGUGAAUGAAGAUGGUAUCAGCAUACUGGAUUAUAACACAAUGCAUCUGAAGGUCUCUUAUUCAUACUCCUCUGUGCUGACCUUUGGAGGCUGUCGAGAUGACUUCAUGAUUGUAGUCAGUCAAAUGAAAGAAAACAGUUCUGGAAAAAAUAGCACUGAAAAACUCCUCUUCACAAUGGCAGUUCCUAAGAUUGUUGAAGCAACACUUCUUAUUGCCAGCUACAUUAACUACCGCUCGUCACCUUCACUCCUGUCUUCUACACAGCCCUCCCAAAGCAAAACACCUGCUAAGAAGCUCUGGGAGACUGAAAAUCGGUGCUUUUUUCCUUCCAUGCCCCGAAGCACUAAGGGGCCCACCCUGCUCUGAGGGCUCAUUCCAAAUGAGCUAUGAUUCUUCUGGUUACACACCACUACUUUAAUGUGGACUCUGAUUCUUUUUCCAUAAUAAUAGACAAAGUUCCUUAGAGGUAGAGGCAGUGUCCUUUCUCUUGGGGGGGAGGGGGAAGUUAUUUUGGGGGACUGUGCAGGAGUUUCCUUUCCAUGACACACUCCAUCCAAAAUACCAUGCCUCAGGUCAUUUACCUGCACAGUGCUCCAGUUACAUUACAUCUGCUCUCUUUCCUUACACUGAUUAUUCCAUCUCGUACCUUUCUGCUUUGCUGUAGAAACACAUACAUUUUCUUUGAUCCCUCACAUUUGCAGCUUGCAGAAGACAGAAACUUUCCAAGUCCUUGCUCCAGACAUGAAAAAAGACAUUACUGAGAAAGAAGAGGAACUAAACUGACAAGAAUAAUUCCAAUGCAAGUCAAGGGUGAUUUUAGACCUGAAAUAGGGGGUAUAGAAUUAGAGUUCAGUGGUACUUAAGAAUGUUUUCAACUUUAAAUGAAAGUGGAAUCCUAGUGUCUUUAGAUGUUGAGGACUCAGAACAACUGAGACUAGAACAGCGUCAGAGCAUGUCAGCUCCUACAGGACUGAUGCAUUUUAGAAGCUGACACUGUUCUACGCAAUAGAUGAACAUUAAAUUGAUGCUGCAGGGCUGAUUGUGUCCCAUGCUCCACUGUCAGACAAGCACUUUCAAGGACUUUCUGCUAAUCACUGUAGAUGUGUUUGAAACUGCACAUUAUCUCAGACAAGGGAAGACAAGACAAGCAAAUUUUGUACUUUUUCUGUCUUCCAGCAACUAGAACAGAUCUUGUUCCCAAAUAAGGUCUGCCAUUCUGACUUGACAGAAGCUGCUCCUUUCAAACUCCUGCUUCCUUCAUGCUACCAUAAGCAAGGAGGAGGUAGUCAGCAAGUGUGUACUCAAGUACUGUUCUUCUGACUUUCCUAAAGAAUUGUGGUAGAUUUAAUUUUUUUAUCUGUUUCAAAGGGACUUUGUUUUGAGAAGGUUAUUGAAGUUUAAACAAGUAAAAGAAAAAUAGCAAUUCUUGAUGAAAAAUCUAAAUCUACGUAGCUUGAGUUCAGCUCUUUUGAUAAGCAUUCUAAAAAAGCUAAGGAAAAAUAACUGUACUUUCAAAAGUACCAUGUGCAACUUCAUAAUAAUUAUGCAUUCCUGGGCAAAUUUCCCAAAUUAAAACAGUGUGAACCCAACCACUAGAAUGAAUUCAGUAAUAGCAAACCAAAGCUAUGAACAAAGCAAAUGAACAAAACAACCAUACCAGUGUUUUUAGUACCUGCCACCAACCUUGAAACAUCCAACUAAUGCACACAAGGGAGCUGAUACAUCAAGCUGAUACAUUUUUGUUUCAUGCUUAGGUGGGGGCAAAGCCACAAAUUAGGAGUAUGGGACAGACAAAAAUUGUUCUUUGUAAUACAAAACAAAACAAACAAAAAAUAAAAUAAAAAAAAUCCCCAAACAAACAAAAACCCAACCCCAAACCACCCCAUGGUGGGUUAUGGAAACACUAUGGCAGACAUAAGACAGGAAAAGAUUGUAUGAACAGUGACCUGAUUUGCACAUACUGUAAUGUUGCCACUUGCUAUGAAUUUAAAGACCAUCCCUUGAAGGUACAGAAGAGGGUAGCUUUCUGAGCCAAAAAUAAUUUUAAGAAGGUAUUUAGUCUUUUUUGUUUUCCCUUUGAUACUUUUAAGCGACUGUAUAUCCUGAUAGUAGUUUGUAUUUCCUCUCUCUCUCACACACACACACAGAGUGAUCUCAGUAUAGUUAUGUCAGUUUGAAUACAUGAAGUAUUAUUCCUCCUCACUCACACCUGUGCCUAACAAGUUCUCCUGUAUCUGAAGGUCUGUUUGGCAGCCUGCUUCUGGUAUCCCACCAGUGACAAAGCUGCUUUAGAAUAGGCUGAAGCCGUGGGAUGUCCCAGCUGUCAUCAGCGCUGGAGGUGCUCAAGGCAUAGAAGUCUCCAGUUCACAGUUCAGAGGCUGUAUUUCCUUACAGUGUUAACACUCAUGUCCUCAGAGACUCAUACCAGGGUAAACAGGAAGCAGAGAUGUUAAAUAAACAGGAGCUGUCCUGAAGCUCAUUAUUUUCUGCCAUAACUGCACUUUAAACUGAGAAGCGUGACAUAUAGAACUUCUUUUCCUUCCUUAUUUCUUAAAAAUAUUCACGAAUACUUGAGUAUUUCAGGGACCACCCCACUCUGAUGGAUGCAUACACCCCUCCUAUUUAUAGCUUACCUGUCUUCAAACAAACAACCCACCCAGUGUAGAUAUCUGUUUUGUAUGAUUCUUUGGUAGAGAAAACAGUUUUUUAUUUUAAUCAAUGCUUUUGACUAUUGAUGGAGCAUAGAAUGAGACGACAAAAGCCUUUGUUUUCCUAACUGCUGUGUGUAUAUAGAAGGCUGCCUGGAAUAUACUGUGAGAUUUCUGUUUGUUCUUAAUAAAAUGCAGCUAUCAUGAA